Messenger RNA from Symbiodinium necroappetens, 1093 nucleotides. The record is from the annotation of a GenBank genome assembly. Lineage: Eukaryota; Dinophyceae; Suessiales; Symbiodiniaceae.
GUGAUGGUCGACUUGAUCCAGAGCCGUGGCAAGGCAACUACCCCGCCAGUGUCCCUGUCGGGAAGGGCUUUCCAAAACCGGGAACGCCUGGCAACGACUGGCGGCGCGAAUGGCGCGGAGAAGAACCGAGUCGACUGAAGAGUGCGGAGGAGCACUGGAACCCGCGGUCCCUGAAUGGCUCGAGCAAAGGCAAGGGCAAGGGAAAGAAGGGUGGCAAAGAUGCCAGGCUCGGACUCGGGGCCAUCGUUUUUGGGACGGAUGAGUCGCGAGGCCUUUGUGCGCAGUGCGAGGAAUCAGAGGGUGAUGAUUCGCCGACCCUUUUCUCCGAUCUGGGGCCGGAAGCACAUGGGAUCUUUAGCGGUAGGCGUGGUGAUUGUGCCUGUUUAACUGGUAAGGUGAGCGUCGUGGGUCGAACUGCCUUCAUGGUGGCGGCUGAAAGGGCCCUUGAGACAGACCUUGGAAAGGAUGCCUUGUUCAGCGAUCCCUUUGCCAAAGUACUUGCAGGGAAAGACGGCCGCGAGAUGUCCGACAAGCUUGGAGAAGCUGCGGCACAGUUCGGCUUUGAGAAUUGGCCGGAGUUUCACAAGGUGUGGACAGUGGUAAGAACAAAGUUUAUCGACGACAUCAUCGGUAUUCUCACGGAUCAGAAGCAGAUGGUGAACCUGGGGGCCGGCGUCGGGUACUCCAAGCUGAAGGCCUCGUACGAGGUCGAUACGCCCGAGGUGAAGGGCGAAAAUAGACUGAAGCAAGCCCUUAUGGACCAACUCUUGAAUGCAGUGAAGACCGCGGUGUUCGAACGACUCGGGGCGACGCCUUUCUGCCCAGUCGUCACAGUCUCUGCAGACUUCCGUGUUGCAGGGGAGUUGGCUCGCAACCUCGCGCGGUCGGGCUUCGACGAGCAGGCUCAAUUUCAGCCAUCAGGGGUAGCGUCCGUCUUCCUCAUCGAGGGGGUCCUGGACUUUCUGGAGGAUGCCGCGACGCCUUUCUUGAGCGAGGCGGCAAGGAGUGGAUACAGCGCAACCGCAACGCAGGUGUCCAAGAUGGCAGCACCUGGGUCCCUGGCCGUGAUCAACUACGCGAUCGGGCCGCCAAG